UGUGACGUCAUCCCCCCGCGCCCCGUGUUUACCUUCUCGCUCGGGCUGUCCCCGGGUUUGGCUCGGGUUAGUCCCGGGUUUGGCUCGGGUUAGGCCGAGCGGCAUGGCCCGGAAUGGAGGGCUGCCCCCCCCGCCCGGUCCGGCCCGGUCCCCGGAGAGCUCUCGGGGGGAGCUCUGUGAGCGGGUGCUGGAGAUGGAGCGGGAGCUGCGGAGCUGCCGGCAGGAACUGCGCCGCAUCCAGAGACAGCUGGGCCGGAGCGAGAGACUCCACCGGAGCACGGAGAGCCGGAACCGGGAGCUCACCCGGCAGGUACGGCCAGCAUGGAGAGCCACCAUGGAGAGCCAGUAUGGAGGGGGGGACUAUAUCAUAUAUUAUAAACCGGCCCCGGGGGGCCUCCAUGGAGAGCCAGCAUGGGGAAUAUAUAAUAUAUUAUGAACCGGCCCCUGGGGUCACCAUGGGAAUAUAUAAUAUAUUAUAAACCGGCCCCGGGCCAGCAUGGAGGGGAAUAUAUAAUAUAUUAUAAAACAGCAUGAGGGGAAUAUAUAAUAUAUUAUAAACCGUCCGGGCCACCAUGGAGGGGAAUAUAUAAUAUAUUAUAAACCGGCCCCGGGGGGCCAGCAUGGAGAGCCAGGGGGGAUAUAUAAUAUAUUAUAAACCGGCCCCGGGGGGCCAGCAUGGAGGGGGAAUAUAUAAUAUAUUAUAAACCGGCCCCGGGGGGCCAGCAUGGAGGGAAUAUAUAAUAUAUUAUAAACCGGCCCCGGGGGGCCAGCAUGGGGGGCCAGCAUGGAGGGAAUAUAGAAUAUAUUAUAAACCGGCCCCGGGGGGCCAGCAUGGGGGGCCAGCAUGGAGGGAAUAUAGAAUAUAUUAUAAACCAGGAGCUGCAACGGCAGGUACGAUCAGCAUAUGACCAGCAUCAAGGGGGAAUAUAUAUAUAUAUAUAUAUAUAUAUAUAUAUAAACUCAGGAUUCCCCACAGCAGGUACGGCUCCCGGGGGAGGGGGAAUAUAUAGAUAUAUAUAACCCAGGGGCUCAAGUGACAGGUAUGCCCCUGGUGAGCCAGCAUGACAGGGGAGGGGGAAAUAUGUAUGUAUGUGUAUAUAUAUAUAUAUAUCUCCCAGGAGCUUCUGUGAAGGGUCAGUAUCAUGGGCAAGGGGCUUAUACGGAAGGGUCAGCAUCAUGGGCAAGGGGCUUAUACAUAUCUCCCAGGAGCAAGAAACGGGUUAAUUGAUUGAUUAAUUUUGAUAACUGCUUGGGUAUUGUCGGACAUGACACUCACGUUGGUGUUAGUACCAAGUGCACAGUUUCAGUUCGGAAACACUAAAGGGUUAGGAAUACAAACCUGUAUUAUUAUCACAAAAUAGUUCUCCUCUUUAUUUAGAUUUCACCUCGCUGGAAACAUCACUCAUCAUCUCGCAUGUACUUUACAGAGUGACUUGUUUUUGUGUAUUUGUGUAUGAGGGGAUACCAAUCCGUUUGCAGUCAUAGUUGCCAGUAGAGGAUGAAUUGACCAAUAAUAGUAGUUUUGUCAACAUGUUUUAUUGUAGGUAUUAAGUACUUUACAUUUUUUUUACAGGUUGUAGUGUCUGUGUUCUCCUGCCACCCUGCACGCAUUUCUGUUUUUAUCUGUAAAAAUAAGCUGUUUUUUUUUUUUUAUAUGAUUAUUGCUUACAGUAACUUUCUCAGUAGGUCUGCAUGUGUGUGUACUUUAACUGAAUGGUUAGGUGAAUAUUUGUUUUGUAUAUUUACAGGUAGAAGAGCUGAGCAGGGAAAUCCAUGAGAGGCAAACAAACUCAGAGAAAGGGACUGAUCAGGAGGUUCAGACAGAUGAUUAUUCCACUUGGUCAUAUUCGGGUAAAAUAUACAUUGUAAAGGAAGCCACAAAUAAAAUGCUUGCGAUGAGUGACAGAAACUGCCAUGUCAAAUCUUGACAACUAAACAAAUAAUUUGGAGUGCAUUUACCCCACACCAAAUGGAGACAGGAUCAUUUCCCAGUAACGAAAUGCAGACCAUUAGAUGCACUGGCUUUGCUGUGUCUUUCCUAGCAUGAGAUUAGCAUGCCCAUGCGAUUAUUCCAGGACUUCCUUAUUAUUGUAUACUUAAAGAUUAUUUAAUGAAAAUUCUGAUUCCACAUUAUUCAUUUCUAGAUUACUACAACUAUUCUUCCCAUGCUAAUGGUUAUGACACAAAUAUUACUUGUGGAACGGCUGUUCAGGAGGUUGGCAAUAGCAACGUAGAACCUGCUGGCGUGUUCGAUUCAUCUGUUACUGAAUCAGCAGAACAUUCAGAGGAGCCCAGCGUUCCGUGCCUUGGAGAAGAGCCCGCAGAAUUAUAUGCUGCCAAUGUUCAGGUACAGUGAAUCUACUUCUAUUUCUCAAUUUAUUUACCCCAAAUUGUAAAAUUAAUUUGUAACCAUGGAGAUCUGCUCCUCUGUUUGCUCAAUAUUUUGAUAUGCUUGUGAUUGACUCUGAUUUUAGCUGCUGACACAUUGUGACAUGUAAAGUUGAUUUAGGAGGUGGCGUCAGGAUCCAGACUUACGUAGUUUUAUCGGUCGAAGAAAGGCUGAUGUUUGACAUUUACAGUCUUUCACACAUGUGGCAAAGGCAUACAAUGGGGGUAUCGUACUCCGCAGAUGUAGCCGAACACAAUAUGAGGUUUUGUACUGGAAGGGCACACACCAAAUUUACGAAAUACACGUGAAUAAAAUCUUGUUAUAUGUGUGUAUGUGAAAAACACAAUUUUACUACAAUAUUUAGCAGAGACUGGCGGUGAAAGGGCUGUGGAAAAAUUGUUAAAGUAACUUUGGGUAAAUAGCUUUUUACUACUGCUACUUUAUAUAAAUAUAUACUUUGUUUUCUGUGAUGGCUUUUAAACGUAGAAAACAAACCUACCAACUUCAAAAAAUGUUUCACAUUGAAAUUUUAAUUUUGUGACCUAUAACUUUCAAAAUAAACUAAAAUCCUACACAUAUUAUGUACUCUAUAAAUCAAGACAUAUAAAUGAAUUAAUUUUGAAUUACUGUGUCACAUCAAAUUAAAACCCAUUUUGUCCUCUAAAAAAGGUAUAUAAUAUGUGUUGGUGUAAUAGGAAAAACAAUUGUUGUCUGGCUUCUGAAGCUGCAUCCUCAAGGGGUUAACACUGAAUGUAAGGACAGUGCAAGGCUACUCAAGACACCAUCACCACUUCAAUAAGCUAAAGCAGUUAGUGCCUAUAGUCUCCCUUUUUAAAAUAAAAUGUACUUAUUAGCAACUUAAUAGCAAGCAUGAUCACACUUGCUCGGAUGUUGGGAAGGGAGGAAACCUGUAAUUUGGGCCAUACACACAUUGCAAGCUCUUCUUUUCACUAUGUUUAUGAUGAGAAUAUAUUUCUGUAUUGGUUUAUUGUAUAAAAAACAUACUUGAUUCUGUUGAAAUUAUCUAUAAUUGCAUCACUUUACAUGUUUUUAUUACUUUUGUGUGUAUCUAAUGUUUUGAUUUUCUGUGUAAGGAUGAAGAACAAGGAUCCCUGGCAGAAGCUGCACGGUCUCAGACUGACUUUACGUAUGAUGAAAGUUAUGUAAAGAAUGUUUCGGUAUGAUGAAUCUACUUUUAUUUUCCAAUUUAUUUCCUUAAAAUUAUAAUAUUAAUUUGUAACCAUGCAGAUCUGCUGGUCUGUUUGCUCAAUAUUCGGAUAUGCUUGUGAUUCUCCCAAAGUUUACUAUAGGGAGACAAUGAUUAGUGAUUGUCACUGUGAUUCUAGCUGCUAAUGCAUUGUGACAUGUAGACGUUAAUUUAGGAGGUGGAGUCAUGUUCCAGGCUUACAUAGUUUUAUAGGUCAAAAAAGGACUAAAUCUGGCAUUUCCAAUCUUUCACACAUUUAUUUCCAAUAUUAAUUCUAAAGAAGGCAAAAAGUUCAGUGACUUCCCUCUGUGCCACAAAAAGGGAAAAAAUCCUUCUUCACAGUGCUAAUCCAAUUAAUAGUUGGAUCAUAAAAUAAAUACCGUUUUCACAUAAGGGAAAAUAAGGUCUUGGUAAAGGGUUACCCCAACCACCAUCAUCACUUAUGCUUUUAGAAGUGGUCGUGGUGGUAAGAGUCUGUACAUAGUCUGCAGUGUUUCAAUUUGAAUUGCUGCACAUAGGUUGUUGUGCCUGGGCUAGUUCCACCGCCAGCACACAUGACUUUAGCUGCCCCGAACUCUGUUCUGGACGACCAAAUGUAAAUUCUGUGUGAAGAUAAAGCAAGAUGGACAUAACACCAGGUGACCUAAUCUCAUUGAAAUGUUCUGGGUGCCUAUAGUGUCUCUGUAAAAGUCCCUUGUCACCUGCUGCAGGUGUAGUUAAGGCUGAGAUUACACACUUCCUUUAAACAGGACAGAGGGGGUGGGGUGCUAGAGACAAUAAAAACACUUUAACAUUGAAUGGAAGGAUAGUGCCAGACUAUUCCAGACACCAUAACCACUUCAAUGAGAUGAAGCAGUUGCAGUGCCUGUAGUGUGCCUUUUUAAUAAUACGUUACUUUUUAGCAGCUCAAUAACGAGCUUUAAAAUAAAAAGUUACUGCUCAAUAACAAACAUGAUUACACUUGCUCAGAUGUUGGUAAGGAAGAAAACCUCAGUAAUUUUGGGUAAAACACAUUUUAAGAUCUUCUGUUAGCUAAAUGGUUAGAUCUACCAGUUUAUGAUGAGAACAUUUCUGUAUUGGUUUAUUGUGUGUGUGUGUGUGUGUGUAUGUAUGUGUAUAUAUAUAUAUAUAAAAACUUGAUUUCUGUUGAAAUAACAUUAAUUGCAUCACUUUCAGUUUUUUUUUUUUUAUAAAUGUUUUUUCGUAUUACGUUUCUGUAUCUUUAAGAUAUUUGUAUUGUUUUGUGUGUAAGGAUGAGGAACAAGGAUCCCUGGCAGAAGCUGCACGGUCUCAGACUGACUUUACGUAUGAUGAAGGUUAUGUAAAGAAUGUUUCGGUAUGAUGAAUCUACUUUUAUUUUCCAAUUUAUUUCCUUAAAAUUAUAAUAUUUGUAACCAUGCAGAUCUGCUGGUCUGUUUGCUCAAUAUUCGGAUAUGCUUGUGAUUCUCCCAAAGUUUACUAUAGGGAGACACUGAUUAGUGAUUGACACUGUGAUUCUAGCUGCUAAUGCAUUGUGACAUGUAGACGUUGAUUUAGGAGGUGGUCAUGUUCUAGGCUUACAUAGUUUUAUAGGUCAAAAAAGGACUAAAUCUGGCAUUUCCAAUCUUUCACACAUUUAUUUCCUAUAUUAAUUCCAAAGAAGGCAAAAAGUCCAGUUACUUCCCUCUGUGCCACAAAAAGGGAAAAAAAAUCCUUCUUCACAGUGCUAAUCCGAUUUUUAUAUUUUGAUCAUAAAAUAAAUAUUGUUGUGACAUAAGGGAAAAAUAAAGUGUGGGUUAAAGGGUUACUCCAACCACCAUCACCAUUUCUGCUUUUAGAAGUGGUUGUGGUGGUAGGAGUCUGUAUGUGCAGCGUUUAAGUUUGAAUUGCUUUCCUUUUUGUGACUCUAAAAGCUAGCUGAUCAUCAUGGGAAAUGUAGUCCAGAAACUAUUUAUGGUGUCAAAACAUACUUGAUUCUGUUGAAAUUAUCUAUAAUUGCAUCACUUUACACUGGCCUAUAGUGUACCUUUUUAAUAAUAAAAAGUUACUGAUUAGUAGCUCAAUAGCAAACAUGAUGCACACUUGCUCGUUGGGCAGGGAGGAAACCAACUUUUCAAUCUCUUAUUUUAUCUAGAUGUUUGGAUCCACCGGUUUAUGAUGAGAACCUAUUAUUGUGUUGUUGUGUAUCUCCAAUCUAUUUUUAUUCUUUUGUGUGUAAGGAUGAAGAACAAGGAUCCCUGGCUGAGAGCUUGAGAGCAACUGCAGAAGCUGCACUGUCUCAGACUGGCUUUACAUAUGAUGAAAGCUCUGGGAUGUACUAUGAUCACAAUACUGGAUUUUAUUAUGACUCGGUACGUGCUAAAAUCCAUGCCCUCAGUCUACGGUUACUAACAUGCUCGUCCACUAAUGAAUACGCAGGAAUCUUCUAUCUCUAGCAUUACAUCGCUUAGUCUACAUUAAGCUGCAGCCACUUAGCAUCAUGGGGAAAAUAGUUUGCUUUAGUAUGACCGCAGGAUUUCUCUUUCACUUUUUGAUGUAGUCUGUCUUGGUUUACUUCAUAUGUUACAUGUUGUAGAACAAGGUAAUUUAUACCAAGUAUUAUAUAAUUAUUUUUUUUUGUAAUUUUUUAUUAUUCUUCAGUUGUAUAAAUGCACACCUAUAUGUUUGUCUCUAUACAGGAAUCUCAGUUAUACUACGACUCUUCCACUGGUAUAUAUUAUUACUGUGAUGUGGAAAGUGGAAUCUACCAGUUUCAUUCUCGAGUGGACUUGCAGGCCAUUACAGACACAAACUCUCAGCCAAUCAGAAACAAAAGGGAGAAGAAGAAGAGAAAGGAGUUGUUUAAUAACAUGGCAACAAAGGAAAAGGUAAUGAAAGUUAUAAGAAGCAAUUUGUCCUAUUUAUUGUUGAGUUCUGGUCAGUUGCCCGGUCAGUGCAUAGAUCACUUGUAUCCUCUCUUUUACUAUAUGGUUUACAGACAAGCAUAAAUAUACUAGACAAAAAUCAACUGAAGACUACUAUACUAUAAAUAACAAGUACGUACGGAGUUAUCCAAGAUUUGGUUUUAACACAAAGCGAGCCACUUUCCGUGGAAAGAAUGUAUCCAGGGAAAUUAAUGGGUUUUUUUUGUUUUUUUUUAUAUUAUGCUGCGAUGGCCUGCUUUUAUAAUCUUAUAAUUGUGAUUAAAGCAUUUGUCUUCCAAUAACCUUUAAAGGGGAACAGUCACAUCCCAGGAUUAUAAAUGUUUUAUUAAUGUUUGAAAUAUACACCAUUAAAUGUAGCGCUAUCCUCAAGCUGAAUACCGCCAUCUGGCUUCCCUUUCAGUUAUUGUUCUAAAAAUAAAUAAAAAAUCAGUUUUUCUACCAGUGAGUCAGCAUUGAGUAAAUUAGGAGGAAAAACAAAACCACAUUUUCUGUUUCUCCUCCUACAAUGCAUUCUGUGCCCUGACUCUGCCAGGACUGAACUGGACUGGGAUGUUUAAAUCUUUAAUAUUCAUUUAAAAAGAAAUUAAACAUUGCACGAGAAAAAAGAGUUUAAGAAACAAAACAUAUUUUUCAAUGUUUUAUUCGAGUGACUGUCCCCCUUGACUCCAGUGAAAGUUGAGUUUUUCCAAUGAAUAAAAACUUUUAAAUGUAGAAUGACCAUCCAGGCACGAGGUAUACUGAUGUGAAAAAGAAGUGGUUUUGCUUUCCUGCAAUUUAGGUUGACAUUAGCAUGCUAACGAAAAAUGAUUCUCUGUAACCGCUCAUGUAGAUCCUUUGUCAGUGCUUUGGGAGAGUAGUUCAUUUCAAAUCCAUUGCUUGCCCCCUCCUAUACUGAUAUGAUUACAUACAGUGCGCUCAACAUUUAGCAGCGGUCUGUAGCACACGUCCUAUAGUUUGCACAGCAUUUCAUGUAGUGUGGGUUUGACUGUUAAUCCUGUCUCUAGGUACACCAUUUGACAGACACCAUGGCUAGUCUGAAGAUUUCCUCUUUUGGAUACACACCAUCUCGCAAAGGUAGAAUUUUCCCGUUCCACUUAAAAGGCUCUUUCCAGUUUAACAUUUAACACACCUAGAAGGUUUACUUUGAUGUGGCAGGUGGGCUUAUACCUAAGGGCCACUGGAGUGAUACUAAUGACAUCCAGUUAUGCAUAGGGAUUUGGGAUAGUGCGCAAGUAACUAAUUUCUUUGUUUUUUAUUAUAUUUAUAUGUGUACUAUAGUCAUAGCUGCCAUCCAGGACUAGUGGGAUUCUGAGCGCAGGACUUAUCUUUGUAUAUUUGCAUUUGUAUCACACAGCCAUGUUCCAAUGCUGCCGCCCACCCCAUGUUUUUCCUAUUAAGGGUUAAAAAUAUGUAGGGGUUUAGAAAAAUAUCCCUUUAUUUCUCAUUAGAGAUUUUAUACCUGAAGCUGAAAGAAGCAAGGUGAAUUCUUAGUGUAGGACUCACCUAAGAGGUUUGACUUGACAUGGCAGGUGAGCUUAUAGUGGCCACUGUAGUGUCACUAAAAACCUGCAGUUAUUUAAAUAUGCAUAUGGAUUUGGGAUAGUACGCAAAUAACCAUUUGGCCCAUCUAGUCUGCCCAAUUUUCUAAAUACUUUCAUUAGUCCCUAGUCUUAUCUUAUAGUUAGGAUAGCCUUAUGCCUAUCCCACUAAUGCUUAAAAUCCUUUACUGUGUUAACCUCUACCACUUCAGCUGGAAGGCUAUUCCAUGCAUCCACUACCCUCUCAGUAAAGUAAUACUUCCUGAUAUUAUUUUUAAACCUUUGCCCCUCUAAUUUAAGACACUGUCCUCUUGUUGUGGUAGUUUUUCUUCUUUUAAAUAUAGUCUCCUCCUUUUACUGUGUUGAUUCCCUUUAUGUAUUUAAAUGUUUCUAUCAUAUCCCCCCUGUCUCGUCUUUCCUCCAAGCUAUACAUGUUAAGAUCCUUUAACCUUUCCUGGUAAGUUUUAUCCUGCAAUCCAUGAACCAGUUUAGUAGCCCUUCUCUGAACCCUCUCUAAGGUAUCAAUAUCCUUCUGAAGAUACGGUUUCCAGUACUGUGUACAAUAAUAAUAGAACUCAGUUAGCAAACAUGUUACUACAAUUAUGCACUGACUGAUAUAUGGAUUUAUAUUUGACACAUUAGGAAUAUUACUUUGUGUUUUUCCAAGUAGCAAUCUCUUAUGACUCAUUAUAUCUCACCACUCCCACUGUUCGCGUGUGAUAAUAAACUCUAUAAUUCAGUAGAAUUUGCUUCAAUUCCCCACUUUAUUUUGACUGACAACGCUUAGAUGUAUAUUACUUCAACCUGGAUCUUUUAGAAACUUAUAUUAAUUAUUUUAUUAAAUUCAUAAUAAAUGUUACAUUUUGUCUAUUUUCUCUUGCCUUUCGGAUUCCUUUCCUUUUUUUUUUUCUCUGUUAAUCAUAAGAGAGAAAUAAGAGAUUGGAAAGGGAUUCUACCCCAGAGGAAAAAUAAAUAGACUCAUUAUAGAAAUAUCUUUAUGAAAUACUCAUUUUGCCAGGGUGUGGUAUUAAAGUUCUAUCAGAAUUGCAAUAUCUUUUUUUUGUUGUUUUGUUUUUUGUUACUCCCUACCUUUCUACAUAAGAUGCCAUUAUCAUCUAAUAUUUUGCAACAAUUUGUUCUACUUUCCACAUUUAUCCAGAUUCAAACAAAAUCCCUUAGACUUUUAUAUUCCAUUGUUUGGAUAUUAAAGGAUCACUAUGGUGUCAGGAAAACAUACUAGUUUUCCUGACACUAAGGCAUCCUUAGGACCCCCCACUCCCCCACCCUCAGGGUCCCCCUUCAGCAACUUACCUUAAUCCAGCAGCGGGCUGCCUCAGCGCUGGUGACCUCUCCUCCCCCUCCGACAUCAGCUCCAGAGUGGAGCGGAAUGCGCAUGCGCGGCAAGUGCCGCGCGCCCAUUCAUUCUCAAUGCUUUCCUAUGGACGUUCUGGAUGCAAAUUUUGCAUCGGGCAUCGCAGAAGCACCUCUAGCGGCUGUCAGGAAGACAGCAACUAGAGGUUGGAUUAACCCUGCAAUGUAAACAUAGAAGUAUUUACAUGUGAAGGGUUAAAACCUGGGGCACCUGGUACUCAGACCACUUCAUUGAGCUGAAGUGGUCUGGGUGACUAUAGUGCUCCUUUAAAAUGUGAAAUGUGUGAAGUCUAGAAAAGAACAUGCUAAAGGAGAGGAGGCUGGCGUUUGAAACAAAGUUGCAGCUGUUUAAACGGAGGAUACUUUCUAUAAUUCUAUAUUUUGUAUCAAGAUAUCAGCUACAGUUGCUUCAUAUUAUACGCUAUGUCCUCCAAACACAGUAUAUCACUCCUUAAUUGUGUUUUUAUCAUUAAAUAAAUAUGGUUACUGUUAUUGGAUACCUGAUGGUCUUGGCUUACCUGCUGCAUAAGAUCUCACGUACUCAAGGCGUGGAUCCUUUCCAAGUCUGGCUGACUGUGUGGGACACAGUCUCUCUGAUUUUUAAAUCAAAAUUUCCAGUAUAUGGUAAUAUAUAAUUUUGUGUUUUUUCUUUUUUUGCCUUUUUGUGUGCACUUAAUAUUGAUAUAAUCAUUUUUAGUUUUUAACGGUUAGAAAUAUUAGUGCCCAGUAUUCACCAUUAUCUUUUAUUAGUUUGACAUAUGUGUUUACUCAAAUAUAUGAUUUAAAGAACACUCCAGCGAUUUAUAGUCCUGCAAGCCAAAAUCAGGCUUAGUGUCCAUGGGACUUCACAAACAUCUACAGUGCUGUCACCUUGAGCACUGAAUUUAGAGCAGAAUUCGAUCUCUAUAAGAUGUGUUCAUACUCCUGCACUGCCACUUCUUUUCAUCCUUAAAAUCAGUUUUGGGUCUCGGUUACCACUGUAUAAUGUUCUUGGGAAAGCUCAACUUUCUUUUCAAAUGUAAAAGAACAAAUAUUGAAGGCGCUGUGGUACAUGUUUCCCUUUCAAUCUGUCCAAUGUGUCCGUUUGAAUUUUUUUUCCAAGGGUACAAAGGAGUUGAAAUCAGUGCUAAGCUCAUCUUACAGUAGUGCAGAUCAUGACAGACUCAGUGCAUCUGAAAGGAAAGAGUUUGCCAGUGACAUAAAGAAGGCCAAGAUGAGCAGUUAUAAUGUAGAUUCUAAUGGCAGAAAGAGCUCCUCGUCUUCCGAGGAGAGUGAGCCAGAGGAGGGUGAAAUCCUAAACUCUGACAAUGAGAAGACUUCCAGUGAUGAAGAGCUGUCCUGUGGCAACAGUCAAACUACCAACAACUCAGACAUGGAAGGUGAUUUUAUUUCUGUUUAGAUUGCGAGUAACAGGACAUUUAUCUCGACCAUUCUGUUUAAAUUAGAGUAGAGUGAUGUUAAUCUGGUUUCCUCCACGCUAAAGGGACACUAAAGAUAUCUCAAUGACGUGCUCUGGGUGCAGGGGUCCUGACGUUUUAGUCCUGCAAUCUAAAAAAGAAAAUUCCUUUUAGAAGCUUCAAUAUUUUGAUUACAGGGUUAAAACACCUCUGGUGAUUGUCUUCCUAACAACCACUAGAGGGUGCUUGCACAGCAACAAAUAGUUUGAUUCUGUUUUGUGACUUUUAGUGUCGACCAUCAGCAAAUUCUGAUCGUAGGGAAGCAUUGGAUUUAAUAUUUCCCUAUCCAAAGCAUUUGAUUGGACAAGCACAGCACUCACCCCCACUGCUUCUCUAUGUAAACCAGGCUCCCCCAAACUCAGGCCCUCCAGAUGUUGCUGAACUACAACACCCAUGAUUCUAUGAAUGAAAUAGGCUGAGAAUCAUGGGAGUUAUAGAUUAGCAACAUCUGGAGGGCCGGAGUUUGGGGAAGCCUGAUGUAAAGCGUUGGUUUCGACAAGAAGCCAAGAAAGUGACAUCUGCGGGGUCUCACCAGCGACUUUCCUUUGUUCAUAAAUUUUAUUUAGGGGGGUCUGAAUCUAAAUAUGGAGGAGAAGACAUUAGGAAGACAUGUUUGUACUUGUAAUGACUAUUAUUUUUGAUUCCUUUAACCCCUUAAGGACCAAACUUCUGGAAUAAAAGGGAAUUAUGACGUCACACAUGUCAUGUGUCCUUAAGGGGUUAAAUCUUCCUGGGGGAAUGUACAUAUUUUAAUUGUUUUAUGAAGUUAUCAGGUAUAAUAGGUGCCUCUCUCACGUGUUAAAGAUUAAGCUUUUUGUAACUCAAUGUGCUUUGCUUAGUUAACUGAUUAUGAAAUUAUUUUAAUCAGUGAGUGUGUUAAUCUUGUAUUAAUCCUUACAGUAUUUUUAACACUUUAGUGUUCCAUAAUAUGGUUUUAUUAGAUGUUCCUUUGGAAGAGAAGUAAAAGAUGGUACUGUGACAUCAUUAAUCCAACCAAAGAUAGAGAAUGUUUUGAGGAAUUCUGGGGAAAUGUUUUAGAAUGGAGCAAUAAGGAUAAACAUUAUUUUAGUAUCUGUGGAGAAUGAUCCACUUCUAGUUUAUUUUUCCAAAUACCAUCUGUAGAGACUGUACUUCAAUAUUUAGCUAAAUUAUUGUGCUGAAAUGGAAGACAUAAUCUUGGCCCUAUAUAGAAAACCAAAUUUUAAAAAAAGCAUUAAAGGAACACUAUUUGGUCAGGAACACAAACACGUAUUCAUGAUCCUAUAGUGUUAAAGCCACCAUCUGUGCCCCCCCCCCCUCUCUAAAUAUAGAAAAAUCUUACUUGUAUUCAAGUCUGCUGCUGCUAGCUCUGACUCUUACCUGCCUGCAUACCUAACAUCAUCAGAAGUGGUGGUCUGAGCCAAUCACAAGUUAAACACAGCCCUGGCCAAUCAGCGUCUCCUCAUAGAGAUGAAUUGAAUCAAUGAAUCUCUACGAGGAAAGUUCAGGAUCUCCAUGCAGAGGGAGGAGACACAGAAUGUCAGUCACACUGUGCAGCACUGCCCCAGGAAGCACCUCUAGCCGCCAUCUGAGGAGUGGCCAGUGAAGUUAUCACUAGGCUGUAAUUUAAACACUGCAUUUUCUCUGAAAAGACUGUUUACAGCAAAAAGCCUGAAGGUAAUGAUUCUAUAAGCUGUAGUUGUUCUGGUGACUAUAGUGUCCCUUUAAUGACUGUGUAUACCUGUAUUAGCUGAACCAUACAAUAAAACAAUGAAAUCAAUUAUAAGUAUCACAUUCCAAAAUGUAAGAUCUAGAACUAGAGCAAGGGAGGCAGGAUAAGAAAGAGAUGGGUUGGGACGACAACGACGACAGAAUGAACAGACAAAAUUAGCAACAAAAAAAGCUGAUCAAAAAGCAUCAAAUUGUGACCUUAAACUCAUAUACCGUAUAUUCACAGAGUUUAUGUGCAGCAGAAUAAUAGAUCUCUAGCUCUCUAGAAGCCUGAAUGUAAAUAAUGAUGGGAGUAAGGACAAACAGAUAACCAGGCCAUGUAUUUCUCAUAUACCAGAACACUGAUUCUGCUGGACCUCAGGCACUGUAUACUUAAGUUAAUCUGUGUUGAAACCAGUCCGAGGACCAGUAAGAUGUGCGUUGAGGUUCCCCAAGAAUAAGUUCCGUGCUGUAGCAAUAUGUCAUCGCUAUAUGGAGUGGUGACUGAUGAGCAUACGGCAGUAGUGCGUUCCCUCGCCCACGUCGGUUAAUUAAAAGUGCUGUGUAUGCCGGCGUGGACUUGGAUGGCGAGUGGUCGUCAACCUGGCAUACAGUCAUGUCUGCCAUCGGUUCAAGUGCAUCGGUUCUCCCUUUUGAUCAUCGACAGGUGGGCAGCUGUGUAGAGGCAACCAACCUGGUUUAAUUGUAACCUGGUGCUACUGAAGGGGGACGAGUGUUCAGAAGCAGCUCCUGAGGUGGAAUAUAGCGUCUCGAGCCAGGUGGUUGGAGUCGGCGGUACAAUUUCACCCAGAAUUCUACCAAGAUCCUGUCUAUCGUAGACCUGUACAAAUCAAUUUUGGAGGGCCAGCAUUUAACUAAAGUUUUUGGGUGUAGAUCUUCAAGAUAAAGACCAUGAGUUUGAGUUGAAACGUUGCCGGCUCCAUAGAUCUUUGUAAUUUAGAUCUAUGUAAUCAUUUUUGGUGUUGUGGCUCCUUAUUGUUUUUUAGCAUGGACGUGUAUGAGCCCUGAAUGCUGGGCUUCGAUAUGCACAUGGCAUCCGCCAUCUUGGGUAGGUCGCUGCGCCUUCUGUCUAGUCAGUCCGCAGUGCCAUGAAGCCCUGUCUCAGCAUUGUAGGUGCACACCGAGAUAACUCCCUCUUGUAGAGGGAAGGAUGAAUAUGACCGCUUUCUGGGUGUUCCAGACAGGAGAUUGGCCACCUCUCCACUCGUCAGGUUACUAGAGGCCAUAGCUCUGUCAGUCUACUCUCUGGGAGCUUGUCUGCACAAGGUAAGUAAUUGUUGCUUAUAUAGAGCUUGGGUGCAGCAAAAGAUGUUUAGAUAUCUUUGUGGUUUAGUUAUCAGUCUAGUUUUUAGUCAAACAGAUAGUAAGUGCAUAACAGUCCGGAGCUCAUUCAGGACACAUCUACCCGGCAUGGCAGUAAGGCCCCAUAUCCUGUUUUGUUUUUUAAAACAAAGUACUACCUAUUUUCAAAACCCUUACAUUUUUAUAUCCGUAGCUUCAUUGUAGAAAUCCUAACAAGGCUUCUCUGAUUACUCCCAUAGUAUAAUGUGGUGUCUUAAAGGGGACUCCCAUAGAGUCCAUGUUGUCUGCGAUUGUGGGACAUACAGUUUGUCAGUUAUGGUUUGUUUUAAAAUUUAAUAAAAUGCAUUGGUUAAAGAAAAAAUCAAUGUCUAUUGGUUCUGCAAUAUCUGGAUGAAUGAGGGACAAACUUUUAUUUAUUAGUUUUGACUAAUUCCCUAUCCGCUGCAAAAAUAGUCUUUAUGUAAAUCCUUUUACAGCUCUGUUCCCAGUAGUUUGAAUGGUUGCUCCAGGUCACUGUAGUGUUUAUGAUGCAGGGAUUACCCUGGCCCCGUUUCCCAGAAAUGGGACAAACCACUGAUUGCAUCUGGUAUAGACAUAUGCCGAAAAUUGAUUACAUAGUCUGGCCCAAUGGCGUGGCUGGAAGGGAGUUACAUCUCUGGCAGCAAAACGCAGCAAUUCCAGACUUCUGGCACCAUAACCACUUCAUAUCACUUAUUCUUGUCUCGGCAGUGAACUUGCCUGAUAGAAAGGGGUAUAAAUGGUAAGUGCUUUGCUGAAGUGCUUCUCACUUUUUGAAUACUGUUUCUCAAGUAGCAUAUUAAACCACUUCUCAUGGCUGUUUUUUUUACUUUCUACAACUGUGAAGGAUGUUUACUCCUAAUCCCAAUAGGUUCUAUCACAGUGAUAGGCAUCAUUUUUUUAAAAAUAUAUUUCUUUCUCGUAUCUUAUAGAUGCUGAUAAAAUCUGGCCCCCUUGUAUCAGAGUAAUAGUGGUACGUUCACCGGUAUUAGAGAAAGGAUCCCUUUUCAUCAUUACAGCUGUAAAAAGGGCCACCAUUGGACGGUAUGUACUUUAUGCAAAAUCCUUACAUUAUGAGCUUUGUAAUAUUUAUUUGUAAUUAAAGUUUGUAUUUUGGUUGACAUUUUGUUAAUUCCCUAUUAACUGCUGUGGGCUGUAUCAUGGGCAAAUAUAUUUCUACAUGCUAACUUUCAAAGUGGUUUGAGCUGGAAUGAUGAUCUGAGUUUUAUUUUUCCUGUUUAUCCUGGGUAAUAGAUAUUAAAACUAGAUCAGUGUUGGAUGGUUAUAAAAAAACACCAAGAUAAACAUGUAACCGCUUCAUUGGUCUUCUCUUUCCUUCCCUUCCUUCCACAGAGAAAAGGACAUGGCCCAUACCAUCCGAAUCCCUGAGCUUGGUGUCAGUAAGGUUUGUAAUUCAUAAUUUGCAAUCAAGCCUUCUUGUUAUAUUUUAUAUUCAUUGAAAUCUGUUUUGUUAGAUAGGACUUUUUAUGUAUAUAAUACUUUUUGUUCUCUUUAGUUUCAUGCUGAAGUGUAUUUUGACCAGGAUUUACAAAGCUAUGUUCUCAUCGACCAAGGCAGUCAAAACGGUACCGUUAUUAAUGGAAAGCAGAUUUUACAGGUUAGUGUUUUUCAUUGAUUGGCAAACUUCACAAUGAAUCCGAGACUAUGGAGGCUUUUUAUGAAUUCCUGGGGAGAAAUGAUCCAUAUUUCCUAUUCUAUAUAUAACCUCUAUUCCUACCUUUUUUUUUUUUAAUAUAAUUAUUUCAUUUCCAAUUUGACUGUUUUUCAGUUUAUCCCCAUUCAAAAUAAACCAGAAGGCUGAUGUGAACUACUAUUAGUGCAUUGAGAUAUUCUAACAUUUCAUGAUUCCAGGAUUUUGAUGAGCAGCACUGUCUUUGAGUUAACUCAUUUGAAUAAUUUCUUGACCUUUAUCACAGCCCAAACAGGUUUCUGAGCCUUGUGUGCUGGAGCACGGAGAUGAAGUGAAAUUUGGUGAAACCGUACUUUCUUUCCACGUUCACCCAGGCAGUGAUACCUGCGAUGGAUGUGAACCUGGGCAAGUCAGAGCUCAUCUUCGCCUCGAUCAAAAAGAAGCAGAUUUAGGUGAGCCUCUCGGUUCACAGCUUUUCGUAUGCUGUGCCCCGACUAAAUGCAAACCAGGUACAAGCAAAACACUUUUCCAUUUAGACGUUAAUAUACUUGCAUAUAUUAAUUACAUUCAUAAUCAUACUAGCACACAGCGGCAGUAAUUACUGUAAGAAGUCUCUACCCUCCUGCAGGCAGAACAAGCACACAGAAACUUUAAAGGGACACUAUAGUCACCAUACCAAAUACAGCUUAAUGUAGUGGUUCUUGUGUCUAUGCCAUGUCCCUGCAGGCUUUUUCAGAGAAAAGGCAGUUUUUACAUUUAUCACACCUCCAGUGGCCACUCCUCUGCUUCCUGGGGCAGUGCUGCACUGCCGUUAGAGCAUGGAGAUGCAGAACUUUCCCCAUAGCGAUGCAUUGAUUCCAUGCAUCUCCAUGAGGAGAUGCUGAUUAGCCUGAGAGGGGGAGUGUGACAAACUCCCCUUUUCCUGUGAGUUUGCCACGAGUUUUUGGAGGGGCUUGGCUGCUCGCCUCUUGUCCCUGAACUAUGGCCUAUGUAUUAGACUGGGAUACAGACUGGAGAUAGGGCUGUUGUUUGUGUCUUUUUCCCCAAGUUCAGUCUAUGGGACAGCCGAAUGGAUUGUGUCUUUGGUGUUCAUUUAUACGAACCAACUACCGAACAGCCGGACCACACACAAGUGGUGUGUGUCCCGCAUUUAACCGGUUAACCGUAGCUAAUUGGCGAACGGCUGGGUGGUCGCCGUUCGUAUAGUCGAAUACGUGGUGGCGGCCAUCUUGUUUAGUCGAACGCGUUCAGCGGUGUUUGGUCGUCGAGUUCAUGGAACUCCAAUUGGACACGCGACAACACGAACACUGCUGAACUUACCUUCUCCAAACUUCAACGCUUCGACGGGAGUAAAACAGCAUUUGACAAUUCGAACGCACUUUAACGUUGACAUUUGCACGAACGGUUGCCGUUCGUCUGUUUGAACUAACUUUAACAUGGGAAAUAGACCGACUGCAGAGCCAAAUUCUGUGGAACUGUUUUGGGCACGAAAGCCAUGCUGCGGUCGGUCAAGAGAGACCUCCAUAGACACUUGAACCCCAUGGCUAUUUGACUAUGUUCAUGGGAUCUGAGCGCUGUUCGGAUAUUAAGCGCUCAGAUCCAAGAUAUCUGGGGAUAUGACACAUGUGGGGGUUCAGUUCUGUGAAACAGAAGUUAUCUAUUUUAAUGUGUUUUUUGUUUUAAUUUAGGAAUAUUUUCUGUACCUGGAGAUAAUUGAGUUUACUACAGCCACUUAAGCCAAUUAUCUCCAUGAUAGAGGGGAGGGAUUUUACUGUGUAUGUGGGAGUGUUACUGUGUUAAUUAUUGUUCCCAUUGGUAUGUGUACCUUUUGUCCCAGUUUACCACCAGGUCCAGGUGGUGUGCCUCUGGCCUGAAAAUGUGUAUAAAAGGAAUGCCUUUGUGCUCAUUAAACAGAUCAUCUUGCACCUUCAUGAAGUCUUGGCUCAUGUUUGGAGGAUUGGAGAACUACCACACUCUAGGGAUUGCUAUAAUCACUAUACUCCCCAGAGUAUAAUCACUAGCUCUUGUAAGAGCUGUUCCUGCUCUCUGGAUUACAAGAGAGGUCUAUCUACUGGAAGCUGGAUCCUGGUCUUGGGUCCAGAGUGGGUGUAAGAUGGCGAGACCCCAACCAAGCUGUGGCGGUUCGUGGGGCCUGCAGUGGUUAUGGCAUCUAGUGGAGUUCUUGGAGCCCUCGGAAAGCACUAGGAGCAUCCGUCAACGGAACGUACCCAGUCGGGGUGCCAGGCGUUCCGUUACAGGGAGUUUGGCCCAGUCUCCUUGGAAAGCUCAAGGAAAGCAUUGUGAUUGGCUGAGAUCAAUUAUGAUGUCAGCCAAAGAGGUGGAUUGGGGGGGAUCCAAAUGCUGGUGCUGGAAAUAAGGUGAGUUUUCACCCUAUUUAAGGGUGGUGGGGGGCUAGAUAGUGAUUUUUAACACAAACAUGUAUUUCUGACCCUAUAGUGUAGCACUUCCUCUUGAAUGAUACGUGUUUUUGUUUUGCAGCAGGUCCAAUACUAAGCAAAGAAGGGAAGGAAUUAUUAAGAAGACAGGAACUUAAACAGAUUAGAGUGAAAUAUGGCUUGCAGGUGAGAUCUUCUUUUGCAUCGUAUUACAUUAAAUAUAAACAUUCGGUUGGUAUGAUCUCAUGCUAUAGAGAAACUAACUUUGCCAGCAUGUAAACUUUGAGAAAUCUGUGAUCCACCCUCUUCCUGCUCUUAUUAUUCUGACGGCAUUUAUGUAGUGGGGUAAAUCUGGAGGGAUUUCCUAUUGGUUAAACCUCCCAGCUGAGAUAUGAAAGCUAUCCCUUCUUGAUAUAUAAUUUGGAACAAAUUCUGGUUCUAGAUUGAAGUCAUUUUGCAUACUUGUGUAGGUUUUAUUAUUUUUAUUUUUUUAUUUAGUGUUCUCACCAUUUUUAACUCCAUAUUUUGGUUCUCUAACCUUACAUGCUGCGAUCUAAACGUGAAACUUCUAUAUUUGUAGAGUGCUGACUAUGAAGAAAAUAAAGCUUUGAAAAACUCAAAAUACCUGGACCGGGCUGGAAAGCGCAGAGAGAUAGUUGGAAGUGAGGGAACUUUCCAGCGAGAAGAUGCACCAUCAUCUAUACAUGUGUAAGUGUAAAAUAUCUAGAGAACAGCUCACUUUUAAAAUGUAUGAACCCAUAACUCUAGAGAAAAACAAAUCUUAAAACAUUAAUACAAUUAGCACAACUAAUACAAUAUGAUUUAAUUGUUUAACCCCUCCCACCUCCCUUUUGUAAACGGAGCAAUUUAGUAUUUUAGUUGCGUACCGUCAUUAAAUUAAUUCUAUUAAUCUGUUUAAAACCACCCCCACCCCCCCAUAAAAUGAUUUACAUAAAUCUAAACUCUGUUUCUCUGUAAUUACAAUGAAGACCCUACAGCGUGGAGGUGGCCAUCUUCCCAUCACAAUUUUCAACUUACAAUGACAAGACUGCACAGAUCAUGUGAUUUCAGCCGCCAAUUAUAGUCUUGGACAAAUUAUCUGGUGCUCUGCGCACAAGGUUAGCUAGAAACCCGCUGAUGGCCAUGUCACACUCUGCUUUCAGAGUGCUUUUUUACAGGAAAAUGGGCAUCAAAUAUGACUUUUCCUGAGGAAAAAACACACAAAAAAUAACCUAAUAUACAACAAAAACACAAACGUGUACACUUAUCAGAGUUAAAGGACCACUCUAGGCACCCAGACCACUUCAGCUUAAUGAAGUGGUCUGGGUGCCAGGUCCUUCUAGGGUUAACCCAUUUUUUAAUAACCAUAGCAGUUUCAGAGAAACUGCUAUGUUUAUUAAUGGGUUAAGCCUUCCUCCUAAUCCUCUAGUGGCUGUCUCAUUGACAGCCACUAGAGGCGCUUGCGUGCUUCUCACUGUGAUUUUCACAGUGAGAGCACGCCAGCGUCCAUAGGAAAGCAUUGAGAAUGCUUUCCUAUGCGACCGGCUGAAUGCGCCCGCAGCUCUUGCCGCGCGUGCGCAUUCAGCCGACGGGGCGUAACGGAGGAGGAGAGAAGGAGGAGAGCUCCCCGCCCAGCGCUGGAAAAAGGUACGUUUUUACCCCUUUUCCCCUUCCAGAGCCGGGCGGGAGGGGGUCCCUGAGGGUGGGGGCACCCUCAGGGCACUAUAGUGCCAGGAAAACAAGUGUUUUCCUGGCACUAUAGUGGUCCUUUAACAGAGAACAGCUUCCCACUGAACACCUCCCAAUUAGUGUUACGUCUGAACAAGCCAAGAUAUACAAUAUACCACGUAUUCAGCUGAUAAAUCUAAACUAAAAUAAAACAUAGCAUAAUACAGUUGAUGGAAAUAUAAUAUUCCCUACUAUAGGUUGUCAAAAAUGGGUCGCAAGAGAAUACUGAGGACGGGCAGCAGCUGAAAUAGCCUGCCCUUCGGUCGGUCCCCGCUCAGUUCUCAAGCUGAUUUUUGCUCAUCUUGUGCCAUUACAGAGAGAACAUAUCUAAAGCAUAUCAGACAGGUCCCACCCAUACGGGCAGUCCAGAUCCGAAAUGCCAGCAAGUUCUCUCUGCACGAGAGAUACAGCAACCCCAGACGAUCGUUUCAGCCUUAUUAGGCAUCAUCAGUGAGGCAUAGCUGAUAUCUCUCUAGGCACCGUGAGCAAGGGGUCCACGUCUGGAUUAUCCCUUUAAACUUGUAGAGAGUCAAAAAUGGGUCGCAAGAGAAUACUGAGGACGGGCAGCAGCUGAAAUAGCCUGCCCUUUGGUCGGUCCCCGCUCAGUUCUCAAGCUGAUUUUUGCUCAUCUUGUGCCAUUACAGAGAGAACAUAUCUGAAGCAUAUCAGACUGGUCCCACCCAUACAGGCAGUCCAGAUCCGAAAUGCCAGUGAGCACGGUGCCUAGAGAGAUAUCAGCUAUGCCUCACUGACGAUGCCUAACAAGGCUGAAACGUUCGUCUGGGGUUGCUGUAUCUCUCGUGCAGAGAGAACUUGCUGGCAUUUCGGAUCUGGACUGCCUGUAUGGGUGGGACCAGUCUGAUAUGCUUCAGAUAUGUUCUCUCUGUAAUGGCACAAGUUGAGCUAAAACCAGCUUGAGUUCUGAGCGGGGACCCACCGAAGGGCAGGCUAUUUUAGCUGCUGUCUGUUCUCAGAAUACUCUUGCGACCCAUUUUUUUUCUCUCCAUUAGUUUAAAGGGUAAUCCAGACGUGGACCCCUUGCUCACGGUGCCUAGAGAGAUAUCAGCUAUGCCUCACUGACGAUGCCUAACAAGGCUGAAACGAUCGUCUGGGGUUGCUGUAUCUCUCGUGCAGAGAGAACUUGCUGGCAUUUCGGAUCUGGACUGCCUGUAUGGGUGGGACCAGUCUGAUAUGCUUCAGAUAUGUUCUCUCUGUAAUGGCACAAGUUGAGCUAAAACCAGCUUGAGUUCUGAGCGGGGACCCACUGAAGGGCAGGCUAUUUCAGCUGCUGUCUGUUCUCAGAAUACUCUUGCGACCCAUUUUUUUUCUCUACUAUAGGUUGCACUCACAGGAUGUUGAAGUUAUUUGCGCUCUAAUGGUGCCUCCCCCGAUGUUUUGGGGGGCUUGUAUCUCUCUCUUAGGAUCAGGUAUCACCCAAUAGCAGGAACCAUACAGGACUCCGACAGGUAGAUGUGUAGAAAAGAGGUUUAUUAAAUAUAAAAGGGCAAUAAAAGAGGAUUGGUCUUCUACAUUUCGUCCACUAAGGGACUUCCUCAGAGACCAGUGUACAAUAAACGCAAUAAUAUUAUUAGUAAUGCUCCCAAAAAGAAGCAGCCUAAUUCCACCCUCCCAUCAGUCCCCUUAAAUAGGACUAGUCCCUUUAGUUCAUUGGUUAUUCCAGUGGGUGUUUUCCUAUAAAAAAAAUAACCUAAAAAAACCCACUAUUUUAUUUUCUUCACAAAGUGAAAUCAAUGAGAAGAACAAAGGGAGAAAAAUGCUUGUGAAGAUGGGAUGGAAAAAAGGAGAUGGUCUUGGAAAAACUGGUGAUGGUUUGAGAGAUCCGGUAAGGUCACCUUCUCAGGAUUUUAUCAUUUCGCCGUGUUCUAAGCUGCAAUACACUCACAACUUUGUGAUUUUUAUUUUUAAUUCUUGUGUUAACAGAUGCAGGUUGCUGUCUACUUUUGAGCACUUGAAAAUUUCUGUUUUAGAGCUUGUGUCUCAAAACCAUUUGAUAAUUAGGGCUAUUUAUAGUAUGGUCACUAAUAUAUCCAGUGUGUUGGUUUGUCGUAAAUCUUGUAUCUGCCGUACUUGAGUCAUUUGAAGCUACAACAGUGAUUUAUGAUCUGCUUCAAAACAAUUUAUUGUCCAUUUAAAACUCCCAACUGUAAUGUAUUUAACUGCAAGGAGAUAUUUGGAUUGACUUACACUUGAAGAGAAAACCUUUCAUCUGUAAUGUCCUGAAAUAGAACAUUUCAUGUUUACCGAAACAAAACACUUGUUAGAUCAUCUUUGGAUAGAUUGACCUGUAAACUGUACUAUCAAAACAAAUCACUUUUACUAAUUGCACAUUAAUUAGCUGCCAUACAUAUAUUCAGCUUUGAUAUUGUGUAUUACAUGUAUAAUCUUGUACUAAACACUAAAUGUUUUAUAGCUCACAAUGCAUUAGAUUUAAUUACUGUAAACCAUCUGUCUGUAGAUCGCAGAUCAUGUUCUGUAUUUAAUCAUUUCCUUUUUUUUUUUCAGAUUAAAAUUCAGCUCCGUCAGAAGAAAGCAGGGCUGGGGACAUAUAACCCUUCUUCCAUUGAGGAAAUUCAGACCAAAACUCAGAACAAAAAGAAUUGGGAGAAAGCCAGGGAGCGAUAUGCAGAAACAUUUCCCGAAGACAAGCAGCUGCAUGAUUCCAAGAGAGGAAAUUCUUGGGUUAAAGGCUCUGCACGAUGACAUCCUAUACAAAGGCGCACUGUGGCCUGAUCUGCUGUAUGCACAGAAUGCAUUUGUUUAGUUCUUUGUCGCCCCUUUCUAAUUAUUUGCACAUUCAGACUGUUGCAUACAUGUAGUGUCCCUCUAUAAAACUGGCAUCUAAAUCAAUGUAUGCUGUCAUGUGCAUAAUACAAUAUGACAAGGGAACUGCAAACCUUAGUCUAGAAUAGCUGAACUGGAAAAUUACUAACAUUGAGCAAUAUUUCCAAUUUGAGGAUUUAGCCAAAAAAAAGGGGGCUUCUCUACAAUUUUCAGUUUAGAGAAAACCCUAAGAAAAGUGUAGUGAAUUGACAACCAGAUUUCCAAUAUUCUGCCAUUUUUUGUAAUGUAUGUAUAUAGUAUAGAUAUCCUUCCGAAAUUCAACAAAAAUGUUUUUAAGUAUUUUGUGAAUAUUUCACUUAUUUUCUGUAAAUACCACAUGUGCGAAUUUUCAUGAAUUCAGUGUGAAUUUGGGCUUUGAGGCCAAAUUAGCCCAAAUAAAAAAUAUAGUGGUCUUGAUGAGUUUCUCAAUGAUUCACACCUGAAAACAAGAUGUUAUUUCUUCCACUUGACAUAGACAAGGUUUUUAAAUGAUUAAAGGGGACCUGUCACUUUGUUGGAUUAUUAACACUGCUUUCUUACCCAAUAUAAAUUGUUUGUAUGAAAUAAUAGAAUUUUUACGCACAUUUAACUUUUUUUCCUUAGUAUUAGUGACAAGGCAGUAUGGAUGUUAAUCAGUGUAGUGGACACAAACCACCAUAUCUUGCUGAAAAAUCAUGAAUUCUGCUGGUGAGGACAAUACCAGAAUCUUUCCAUCUAUUCGCCUUUGCAGCACCUUGUUUGUUUCUGUAAUUGUUCCCAAACACUUCUCAUUUAAUCUUUUUCCUUAUUGAACCACAUUUAAUGUACACGUUGCUUGUGGGUUCCCUGUUCCAAAAUGCAUGGCUUUGCAUUUAACUGUAUUCAAUAUCAUCUGCUACUCGCAUGCUUAGUCCCCCAAAUUAUCCAAAUCGCUCUGUAGAGAAGUUAUAUUAUGUUCAGACAGUCUUUCACUGCCUACUUUAGGAUAAUUUCUAAACAAAUUAAAUAGAAGUAGAUCCAGGACAGAACCCAGAGGCACGCCACUCACCACCUUUGCACGUUUUGAAAAUGUUCAACUUCCAUCUACUUUCUGCAUUUUAGCUUUAAGCCUGUGUUCUAUUCAAGAUCAAGAUUUGUCAUCUAAACAAACUAAAGCUCACAAAUCUGUAGAUGCCAGGUUGAGCUUUUGAACCCUUUUAAAAUAUAGACACUACAUCUGGCUUUUCUCCAAUCCUGGUAAGAUUCCUGAAAGUAAAGAAUACUAAAGGUGAAAAAAGUAAUGUAGAUAUUUAUACACUAAGCUUCCUAAGUACUUGUGGGCGAAUACCAUCUGGCCCUGGGGCUUUGUUUACAUUAACUUUAUUUAACCGCUGUAGCGCUUUACACCCCUGUUAACCAAUGUAUCUGCGAUAUAUGGUUGUUUUUUUUUUUUUUGUUUUUUUUACUAAAAGCAUUCUGGAGUAAACACCUUAAAACCAACUUCUCUGGUUGGGACUUUUUUUUAUUACUCCUUUUUGAAAAACAUCUAUUGAUUCUGCCAAAAGAGCCCAUACUUUCAUGCAAAAGAUAAAGGUAGAAUAGAACUAGGUUUACUUAAAAAUCUUAUCUUGUAUACAUUUCUUAUUGUAUUAAAGACCCACAGGUUCUGGAUUGUUAACUCCUGUUGAUUCAAAAUAAUUUCUAAAGUCUUCCAAUUCUUAUCCUGGCAUCAGAACUUUGUGUUCUUCUUGUCUAGAGCAAAGAUUGCUAUCCCUGAAUCAGUAUUCCUGCAGCCAUUUUGGAAUGGAAUAAAACAUGUCCUGAUAAAUUGGUUUAAAGGGGUUAGCUCUGUUGGUAAAUUACCUGACUACAAAGCUUGUUCAAAAAUGCAAGGUCACAGGUUCAAAUCCCAGCAGGGUCAACUCAGCCCUUCAUCCUUCUGAGUGCCAUUAAUUGGGUAAUAAUAUCUAGAGUGUGUGCUGGAAAACGCUUUGAGUCCCACUGGGACUCAAGCUAUAUAAAUACUGGUUAUUAUUAUUAGUAUAGUUAUUAAACAUGAAGAAGAACAACCAAAUCUUCCAUCUAUUUUAGUCCUGAUUAAGUGUUUUCUUGGUUUUUAACAUUUGCUUAAUGAACUCUAAUGCAGAACUAAAUUUUUUUUCUCUGAAAAGGGAGUUCACAUAGAGCACUCUUAGAUGUAUCUGCCAAAAUGGAUUUCAAGUAAAUGGCCCCUCUGGCAACAAUCCUAUAAUUCUAACUGGCACUUUUAAGUACUCCUACGUCCUCUUGCAUACAAACGAAUGACAUUUAAUGUUUUUGCAGAAUCACCAGAAAGGCAAUUCUCUAAAACUUGCAGCAAAUAGUUUGUGCUGUGGUGAAGGCCCAGUAAUCAAGGUCUUAUUCUGAUAGGCUGAAGCUCGGAAAACGUGUCUGCAGGCUUUCUCAGCAUGAUCACGGAAUCCAGAUACUUCACCAAUCAGAAUUGUCUUUCUUCCAACUAAGUGAUCGGUCCCCUUUAAUAUUCCUCCUAAUUAAUAUGGAUAUAUGCCCUGUUUAGACAUACUAGAACCAGCUCCCAGGUAAUUGGUCUGUUACAUUCAGUAGCAAGGUCAUAUUUUCCUCUAUGAAGGGGUUUUAAAAUAAUGCUGGAGUGGCGCGGUGUAAUGUAUUGCAUAUUAAAGUCUAUUUUAUCACAAAUAUCUGUGUAAUUUUUAUUUCAAGAGCAUGGGACCAAGCAUUUUAUAUAGAUUUCACUAGAUUUUCCCACCCCAGUAAUAGUCACAAAGCAAUUUUUUAUUCUCUGUAAAUAGUUUCAGCAGGAUCAUGUGGAACAAGGUCCAUCAGAGUUCCCCAAGGAACCCCAGUUCUGUCAGAGUAAGUGAUAUUCUUAUGGAAGCAGAUUCUCUAAGGUUGAGGA
Pelobates cultripes (western spadefoot toad) is the source of this 25386-nucleotide messenger RNA. The record is from the annotation of a GenBank genome assembly. Lineage: Eukaryota; Metazoa; Chordata; Amphibia; Anura; Pelobatidae.